Molecule: messenger RNA, 315 nt
Organism: Puma concolor (puma)
Lineage: Eukaryota; Metazoa; Chordata; Mammalia; Carnivora; Felidae
Gene: FIMP1
Product: fertilization-influencing membrane protein 1
Biological process (GO): fusion of sperm to egg plasma membrane involved in single fertilization
Source: RefSeq, a predicted model, not a curated record
AUGAGGCUGUGGCUGUGGGCUUGGGUGUGGGUGUGGCUGCUGGGGCUGGGGGCCAUAGAAACAGCACCCAGCCCACAGAGGGCCAACACCUUGACCCGGGGAGCAGAGUCUGUGCUCUUCCUGGACAGACCUGACUUCUUUGAUUACCUGGACUCAGACCAAGCCGGGCUCCUGGCCGUGGCCCGGUUUAUUGGAGAGAAACCCGUCAUCUUUGUUAACUCAGGAUACAACUCUGAGUUCUUCUAUCACAUCCUAGUGGGUGCUCUGGUAGUGGCCUUCCUCUUCCUCCUUUUCCAGUUCUGCACACACAUGUAA